Molecule: messenger RNA, 1884 nt
Organism: Penaeus monodon (black tiger shrimp)
Lineage: Eukaryota; Metazoa; Arthropoda; Malacostraca; Decapoda; Penaeidae
Product: ubiquitin carboxyl-terminal hydrolase 38-like
Biological process (GO): protein deubiquitination
Cellular component (GO): nucleus; cytosol
Molecular function (GO): cysteine-type deubiquitinase activity; cysteine-type endopeptidase activity
Source: RefSeq, a predicted model, not a curated record
AAAUCCUCUACCAUAGAUAAGACAACUUAGACGUCAUAAUAAACUUUAAAGGGAAAACUUAACAUGAAAUAUUGUUAAAAUGUCGAUUUAUUCGCGAAAUACCGUCGAGAUGUGUGAUGUUACGGGCUAUUAGAGGCGAGCGCCGUGGGGAGGCUUUGCGAGCCAUGUCCGGAGCGAAAAGCAGCGACGGCAGGUUAAUUUUUUGUUAAUUUUGGCUAAACACAAAGGCAAAACUCGGCUUAAUGAGACAAUGGAUAAGAUGGACAAAAUUGUGUACAGCAUUGUCCACAUGCCUAACCAGCCGGACAAUUUCAAGAAGGCUCUCCUGGUGAAGCUAGUGCACUCAACCACACUCAAGACCAGCAAGGCAGUGGAACAAGCAGAUGCAAACGCCAUAUUCGACUGUUGCAUCAACAUCCUCACAACUACAGAAAGUGAUGGUGCAGCCCAGCUUGCUGUUUUUGCAUUUAGCAGCUGGGCUGGGCAGUACAAAGCUUACCUCAAGGAAUACCUCACCACCGAGAGAUUUACGAGUGUUAUGAGUUCACGACGCAAUGUCAUACCUCUUCUCUCAUGGCUAAAGGAAGCGCUUUGUCACUUGUCAGAAGAAACACAUGUCAUAACUGCAGCUGCUCCUAUAUUGGAAGGCAUCCUCCAGAAUAUGCUGAGAGAAUGUGGGGGAAGCUCUGCAUUUAUAGCCAAACUGUCAGAAGUCUACGUAGUUUGCCCAGCUCUGUUGCCACAACCACACACUCGUCUCACUUUCACUGUUAUGCUGAUGAACUGUGUUGCUUCCUUCCCAACACCAACAAAGACUGAGGUUCUGGGUCACAUGAAAAGCAUAGGUGGAUUGGUAAAUACGCUUUGGAAUGGAUUGCGUUUAGAGGACAUCCUUCACUCUCUUCAUGCUAUGUAUGCAAUCAUAUCCAACACAGAUGGAGGCUCAGAAGUUUGCCCUGCCAUGGCACACCUGCUCUCUCUGGUCCCAACUGUGGUUGUGGAAGGCCUGGCUCCAAAAAUAGUGUCCGAUCCAACCACCACAGAUGCUGCCCUUGUAGCAACACUGACUCGCCUCACUGCUUGGUUAGUUGCCUGGCCAACAGCUCACACCACCCUUGGUCUGUGGGUGCGGACACUAGUCAGACUGCUGUAUAAAAGUGGACGAACGGCUGUUCCUGCAAAAAUUACACUGGAGCGUGUACCCAAGCUUUUGGCACAUGUCCACAUCCCAGUUGUUCGGUCUGGAGUCAUCGCUGUCAGUUCAACUUUAUUACUAUCUUUUCAACAUUCUCCAGUUGCUUUCCAUAAGAUUAUACCACAAAUCAUCGACCUGUUCGGACGCCUAGAGAGGGAGGGGUCGGAAUCAGCCUCAACAACAUUAAAUCGCCUUGCAGUCUUGUGCCACACUCUCAUGGUCCUCUUCCCUGGCCAUCCAGAUCAAUACCAGCCUCUUGCUGAUGUUCUUGAGAAAUAUCAGCCACCAUCUGAAGAAGAGAUCCAAGACCUCAUUCAGGAGCAUCGAUGGGGCCACUUAGAGGGGAGAGUUCAGGGAGCCAAGAGUCAGUAUGGAGGACCUGCAACAACAGACGGUCUUCCUGUGUACCAGCAAAGACCCUUAACCCAGAGAGCAGGGCUUCGCAAUCUUGGAAAUACCUGUUACAUGAACUCAGUCAUACAGGCUUUGUUUAUGACUGACAGCUUCCGGCAUGGGAUCCUGCUUGCUGUACCAAGAAACAAUCAACAGCUUCUGGUAAGAUUACAGCAGCUGUUCAGCCUGCUCUGCUUCACCCACCGCAGUUACGUUGCCCCACGGUUAUUUCAUGACAAAUCACGACCUUCUUGGUUUAGCCCCGGUAUGCAGCAGGACUGCUCAGAAUAUCUCAG